CCCCCCCCCCCCCGCCGCGCCGGCCCGCCGGGUUACCGUGGGACAUCGCAACAUAUCACAAACCUUGACUUUUACCCUUAUGAAAAUACAUUAGAACUAGAGAAUGGCAUUGAACAUUUCUAGUUUUGUAGAGAAUUCAACGGCGCAUCUUUUGCAAAAAAAUUAAGCCAUUUAUUAUUUGUUGAUGAAAAGAUAUGUGCAAAAUACAUGAUGUUGCAAUCAUUAUGUCUCACCCGGUAGGUUGUUCCAACGUCGUUAUUGCAUUGAGGAGUAUGUUUCAAAAUCUGCAACACCAUUAGUACAUCCUGACGAUUGUCAAGAGAAAUACAAAAAUAUUUCCACAGAUCAUGCAAAAUGCUAUAUUACACAUAUCCUUUGUAGUAUUGGUCCGUCUGAGUUUGCCAUUCAACCUAUUAUGUUACCUAGAACGAUACAAGAGCUUGUUGACAAACAUAAUGAAUAUCGUUCAGCUGUUGAAGCAUCUAAUAUGUUAAAAAUCUACCAUGAUCCGCUAUUAGCAGAUAUGGCCCAAACUCACUGUAAUCUAUGUUCAUAUGAUUAUGGGCUAGCUAAGAAUCGUAUUAUACCAGAAUAUGGCUGGAAAAAUGGUCAAAUUAUGCUACUCACCAUGAACUUUAAUGAAAGUGCUGCAGAUCUGCUUUCAACAUUACUCGAUGGACAACAACAGCUAUUUGUCUAUGGACAAGGUUGCAUUGGGUUUGAACUGUUCUGCCAUGAGUAUACACUAGCAAUGUUAGCCGGGGUUAACCGAAUAGGUGUGGGUCAAACAGAUUGUCUAUUUCAAGAUGCAAUUGCUAAACUUUACUGUAUCAAUUAUAUUCAAGCGCAAUAUACGGAUAGUUACACGAAACCUUAUAAACAAGGUGCUCGUUGUUCUGAAUGUCCAGAUAAUUGUGAUCGAAAAUUGAUGUUGUGUGAUUGUAAAGAUAAAUUAUGUCCAAAUGGACAAGUGCUCGAUCCUUCUACAUGUAAUUGCAUUCUGUCAAGUAGACCUGUAACACAACUUCAGGAAGAUAUAUCAAUAAGCCGGAUGAAACUACUGUAUGAUGUUCGGACAUUGGAUGACCUCGGACAACAAUAG
Molecule: messenger RNA, 1102 nt
Organism: Didymodactylos carnosus
Lineage: Eukaryota; Metazoa; Rotifera; Eurotatoria; Philodinida; Philodinidae
Source: the annotation of a GenBank genome assembly